UCCGCAAACCUCGCUCUGAUUUCUAGUGAGAGAAAAAUGAAAAUUAAGAAAAAAAACAGCAAUAUGUGUCUCUGACAUUUAAUGCUCUUUAAUCAGUUCACACAUACACACACACAUAUAUAUACAAGGCAAAAAUCAAUCAAUAUAUAGUUUCCCAUUUUCUAAACCAAAAACCAAGAAUGACCCAUUUUAGUAUGACUUGAAUCUUGAUCUGGGUCAGUCUCAAAAUCUCAAAUUUCCAACUUUUUUUUCUUCUUCUUUUUCAUCAUGGGUUGUAUGUCAUCAAAACAAGCAGUUUCUGUAACGCCGGCGGUUGAUCAUUCCGGAUGUUUCCGGGAUAAUGCGGUGGUUGGUUCUGGCCGGAAUGAUGUGGUGGUGGAAAUUAAAAAUAAUAAUAAGAAGAAGAAUAAAAGGAGUGAGUCAGGGGUGAGUUUGAGUGGGAAUGGGAGUGAGUUGGGUGAGUCAGGGAGAGCGAGUUCAACAAAUGGUGGUGGUAGUGAGUCAGUGAGUUUUAGGCUGGGGAAUAUGCAAAAGUAUGUUGUGGCAGAACAAGUUGCUGCUGGUUGGCCAGCUUGGUUAAGUGCUGUUGCUGGUCAAGCUAUUCAUGGUUGGGUUCCACUUAGAGCUGAAUCAUUUGAGAAGUUAGAAAAGGUUGGACAAGGUACAUACAGUAGUGUUUUCCGUGCUCGUGAGCUAGAAACUGGCAGGAUAGUUGCCCUAAAGAAGGUUCGUUUUGACAAUUUUGAACCUGAAAGCGUUCGCUUUAUGGCUAGAGAAAUAGUGAUCCUCCGUAGUCUUGACCAUCCAAAUGUUAUGAAACUCGACGGUAUCAUAACUUCCAGGUUAUCCUGCAGCAUAUAUUUAGUCUUUGAGUACAUGGAACAUGAUAUUUCCGGUCUUCUAUCUUGCCCCGAUAUCAAAUUCACUGAAUCUCAGAUUAAAUGUUUCAUGAAGCAAUUGCUAUCUGGCCUUGAGCAUUGUCAUUCCCGUGGGGUAAUGCAUCGAGACAUUAAAGGGGCGAAUCUUUUGGUAAAUAAUGAAGGAAUUAUGAAAAUUGGUGAUUUUGGGUUGGCAAAUUUUUGUAAUCCUUUGGGUGAAAAGAAACAACCGUUGACAAGCAGAGUUGUGACUUUAUGGUACCGGCCACCUGAACUUUUAUUGGGUUCAACAGAUUAUGAAGCUUCUGUGGAUUUAUGGAGCAUUGGGUGUGUAUUUGCCGAGCUUCUUCUUGGUACACCUAUUCUUCAGGGAAGAACUGAGGUGGAACAAUUGCACAAAAUCUUUAAGCUUUGUGGAUCACCACCGGAAGAUUAUUGGAAAAAGUCAAAACUUCCACAUGCUACAUUGUUUAAACCACAAAAUCGGUACGAAAGUUGUUUAUGGGAGACCUUUAAGGACAUGCCAAAAUGUGCCGUGGAACUUAUUGAAACAUUGUUAUCAGUGGAACCAUAUAAGCGUGGGACUGCCUCUUCUGCCCUUGCAUCUGAGUAUUUCAAGGCGAAGCCGUAUGCCUGUGAUCCAUCAAGUUUACCAAAAUACCCUCCAAACAAAGAGAUCGAUGCAAAACAUCGUGAAGACUCAAAAAGUAAAAAGCCGGUUGGAAGACACCGUGGACCCGAAGUCUCAAGAAGAUUAGCCAGAAAACAAAAUGGCCAGACUAAACUGGCUCCCGAAGAGAGUUUACUAGUUAAAAGUCAAAAUCAAACCCGGCGUAAAGUCAAUGGAAAUAGUUUAGAUCAAAAGAAAGAAGAGAUAAUCUUAGGUUUUGAGCUACGUAAACGGUCUUUGAACACAACGGAUGACGGUUCACACACAAAGCAUGCAUCUCAAGGAGACAUUCCAUAUUCUGGGCCGUUACAAGUACCCGGUUCAAGUGGUUUUGCAUGGGCGAGAAGGCGAUUAGAUGAUUCUUUGUCUAUAAGAUCACAGAGCCGGUCUAGUUCAAGAAGCCUGAUUUCUGAACCUUCUGGCACUUUACAGUUGAGAAACUAUGAAUCCAAGUGUAAUGAAAAUGUUGACCGUAGUGAUUCAAGAGGUCGUGAGUCAUAUGGGAAGGGAUCAAACGGACUUGUUAUUAAGAAUUGGCUCCAGUUAGAUCGACCCGAUUCAUAUGAUGCAGGGUCUGAUGGAUUUGUCAAAAAAAUCAAUAUGAUGUAUCAAGAUCAAGAAGAGAAGGUCGAGUUUUCAGGACCCUUGUUAUCUCAACCAAACCGAAUUGAUGAACUGUUAGAGAGACAUGAGCGCCAGAUACGCCAAGCAGUUAGAAGAUCAUGGUUCCAAAGAGGAAAAAAAGUCAGCUAGAGUAUCAGAUAUGUUACAUGACACGAUAACUCAAGAAAAAGGACUAGUUGAAGUUGCAAAUGACACGAAAACCUGAAUCCUUAGAGGAUGCCUAAGGAACCAAAAACGCUACCUGUUUGUGGGCAAGUAAACUUUAUGGGUUGUUUAGCAUGGCUAAAUGGAGUUCAUGAAUGCAAGUAAUCAAGAGAGUAUGUGGCUAAACGGGUCCGACCCUUGGUGGCCAUGAAAUAAUUUUUUUGAGUUAUGUUUUAUUUUAAUUUUUUGCUGGCAUUUAAUGUAGCUUCACAUCACAUCUAUACCAAUAUAUCCCUAGUCCCCUACCAAUCUUUUGCUCAACAUAAUACAGUAUGUAUAGGUUAUAUAUAUUUAAUUUAACUUAUGGUUGAAAAAAGGUAUUGUGUAACAAGGGGUGAAAAAGGAAUCCAUCAACCAUGGAAUUGAACCAAAUGACAUCAAAAUAGAUGGUUUGAGAGUUAUGAUAUUUCAGUUUUUGGUC
Messenger RNA from Erigeron canadensis, 2797 nucleotides. Its product is annotated as protein IMPAIRED IN BABA-INDUCED STERILITY 1-like. The record is from RefSeq and is a predicted model, not a curated record. Lineage: Eukaryota; Viridiplantae; Streptophyta; Magnoliopsida; Asterales; Asteraceae. The transcript has 9 exons. Gene Ontology annotation, molecular function: RNA polymerase II CTD heptapeptide repeat kinase activity; ATP binding; cyclin-dependent protein serine/threonine kinase activity. Gene Ontology annotation, cellular component: nucleus; cyclin-dependent protein kinase holoenzyme complex. Gene Ontology annotation, biological process: protein phosphorylation; positive regulation of transcription elongation by RNA polymerase II. Bases 268 to 2301 code for a protein of 677 amino acids.